ACAAUCCACUGCACAUCCACCUGCACCAUCUCCAACUACACCAUCUCCACUCACUUCGACCUUCCUUCUUCCAUUGAGCUUGAGCAAUACCGUCACAAUGUCCAAGGGCGAUGUGGAUCAGGGCAAGAAGUCCUUCAUGGGCAUGCCCGGUUUCGUCGUCGACUUCUUGAUGGGUGGUGUCUCCGCCGCCGUCUCCAAGACCGCCGCUGCACCUAUCGAGCGUGUUAAGCUCCUCAUUCAGAACCAGGAUGAGAUGUUGAAGAGUGGCCGUCUCGACCGCAAGUACAAUGGCAUCAUCGACUGCUUCCGCAGGACGAUGGGUGACGAAGGUGUUGCGGCGCUGUGGCGUGGCAACACUGCCAACGUUAUCCGUUACUUCCCAACCCAGGCCCUGAACUUCGCGUUCCGUGACACCUACAAGUCAAUGUUCGGCUACAAGAAGGAACGUGAUGGCUACUGGUGGUGGAUGUUCGGUAACCUUGCAUCUGGUGGUGCUGCCGGUGCCACCUCCCUCCUCUUCGUCUACUCUCUCGACUACGCCCGUACCCGUCUGGCCAACGACGCCAAGAACGCAAAGAAGGGCGGUGAGCGUCAAUUCAACGGCCUGGUUGAUGUCUACAAGAAGACCCUCGCCACCGACGGUGUCGCCGGUCUCUACCGUGGUUUCAUGCCCUCCGUCACUGGUAUCAUCGUCUACCGUGGUCUCUACUUCGGCAUGUACGACUCGCUCAAGCCCGUCAUCCUCGUCGGCCCGCUCGAGGGCAACUUCCUCGCCUCCUUCUUGCUCGGCUGGGGUGUCACGACUGCCGCUGGUGUUGCCUCGUACCCGCUUGACACCAUCCGUCGUCGCAUGAUGAUGACGUCUGGUGAGGCCGUCAAGUACAAGUCCUCCCUCGACGCCGCGCAGCAGAUCGUCGCCAAGGAGGGUGUCGCCUCGCUCUUCAAGGGUGCGGGUGCCAACAUCCUCCGUGGUGUCGCUGGUGCCGGUGUGCUCUCCAUCUACGACCAGGCUCAGCUGCUCAUGUUCGGCAAGGCCUUCAAGGGUGGCUCAGGUUAAGCGCCUCAACCUACCCAACAAGAAGAUCAAUCAACUCAUGGUCUAAACGGCGGUGGAAGGAGCAUGGGAGUCUGCAUGCCUGUGAAGAUUGCAGACGGCAUAAAAUGGGGUUGUGCAUUAUGGCGAGGGUGUAGCGUGGGGGGCAGCAAGGCUCUAGGCUGGACUGGGGCUGAUGCUGCAGGUGCGCUGGAUUGGUGGUGGACAUGGCGAUGAGGUGAGACUGCUGUGCUGAUGGACGUGCAUGGUGGUCUUUCUUCUGAGCCUGCAAUGUGUACCUGUAUUCCUGCGGUAUCGCCUCUUCCGCGUGUACUACAAUUGGUUGCGAG
Molecule: messenger RNA, 1383 nt
Organism: Baudoinia panamericana UAMH 10762
Lineage: Eukaryota; Fungi; Ascomycota; Dothideomycetes; Mycosphaerellales; Teratosphaeriaceae
Exons: 6
Coding region: 98-1057 (319 amino acids)
Biological process (GO): mitochondrial ADP transmembrane transport; mitochondrial ATP transmembrane transport
Cellular component (GO): mitochondrial inner membrane
Molecular function (GO): ATP:ADP antiporter activity
Source: RefSeq, a predicted model, not a curated record